Amoebophrya sp. A120 is the source of this 4226-nucleotide messenger RNA. The record is from the annotation of a GenBank genome assembly. Lineage: Eukaryota; Dinophyceae; Syndiniales; Amoebophryaceae.
AUGGUGUCGUUUCGAUCAGUUUCGUUUCACGUCUGGCAGCUCUUUGUCAGCAUCCGGUGUCUUCAAGGCACCAGUUCAUCUUUUUCGACAUCUAAUGAAAAUUCAAAAUCUAAAGACAAUCAUGAAGUUCCCGCUCUGUCGUUUUCUUCCAACGGCCGCGCUGGUCAGCAGGUCCCAGAUCAACCUGCCGGCGCAGCUUCAACCCUCCCCGCGUCGCUUCUUCGGGAACAAGAGGAUAGUGAUAGUAGGGCUCAGACCACAGUUGGACCUCAGGCGCUUCCGGAUGUUGUGGAAGCGGGUGCCACGACCCAAUUAUCCGGGGGCAACCCCGGCACAGCAUCGCAAGAUGAUGCUUCACCUGCAGUUUCCAAAUCUGCUGCGGGAACUUAUACCGUUUGGGGCACACCGACGAAGGCGGAGAAGCACGCUAUCGAAUUGGAUUUGGAGUGCAGCAGCUACCAGGACUACGAUUGGUUGCACGUGAAACGGCAGCUGUGGUGGUUCUUCGACGACAUCGAGGUGCAAUCCCACAACAUGACCCUGAUCCACGAGAUUCUUUACCUCGCGAAGUCGAAACCCCAGACGGACUGCUACAUCGGCCUGUUUUGCCUGGGCCUGUUCACCUUUCUCUUCAUGGAGCCCGAGAACCGCGCUAAGUCAGUGGUGCUCUCAACUUUCUUGUCUGGUGACUACGCGCGUGCCAUCCCGCUCACCUUCUGGGACACCAUCGCCGCCGGCUGGCCGGUUUUUACCAUGCUAGACGUGCUCGCGCAGACCUUCUCACAGGACUAUCGUGUGGACCAAGUGAGGCUUGACCCCUUCUGGGACUUCGAACAGGAAAGCCGCGGCCCCGCCUUCGAGUACGAAAAGAUGCGCCAGGUGCAUGCGACAUUCUCCGCGGAGGUGAAAAACAAGCCAGCAGAUGGAAUGGGUUCAGCCGGACAAAAACACAAGAACGUUGCGUCUUCUACAACUGCUUCGCAAAGACAGACACUUGCCGCCCGUUUAGCGCAAGUGUAUCCGAGGGUGUCCGAUGUCAAUUUGUCUUUACCCGACAACAGCAGUCGUGAGAAAGACAAGGACGCUGGUGGGAACUACUCUGCCGCAACUACAACACAAUCUUCGUGGGUCCCAACCAUCGAGUGGGUGCGGCGGUACUGUGUGCAAGUGGCGGACGAAUCGCGGAUAGCACCAGCCGAAAGUUCAGACAGUAGCGGUGUGGUGCGAGCGCUGGACGCGCUUUUGUCCUUCGACCGGUAUGGGGCGGCUGCGAGUUAUUUUAUCUUGGCGGAAAAGGUUCUGCGAAGGAUGCGGGCCAUACUUUCCGAUAGCGUGGACGCGAGAAGACGAACCGCAUCAACCGAGGCGGGCGGUGGCGAGAAGAAUCACGACGAUUCUAGCCUUGGUGAUCCUGCAGCUGCACCAACAGCAGACGAACAGCGCCUUUCAUCUGUGGUUGCGUUCAAGAACCGGAAAUUUGUCCGGCGGUUGACGAGGUCGAAGCAGGAAGACUCUUCUUACGACCUCGCGGAGAGACAACUUUUCGAAACCGACCUGAAGUACAGGCAGCUGGUCACGGAGGCCCGCGGUCUGCUGCUGUUGGGGGAGAUGGCUUUAGAGUGGCCACUAUGGAUUGUAAAAGUGUCUGGGUCUGGAAGGUUGGGACUUGUAAUGCUAGCUUUCCAUACCUAGAAAAUCUGUAUUGCAUAACCAACAAAAGUCGCAGCCUCUUUUGUCCUGAAAAAACGCAGUUUCUCAUGCGGAUUGCCUAUGAGAAAGCGUUUUGGGAAGUUGUCAUACCGGACCGCAUUCGGAAGUGUUUUCAUCAUGCACAUUUGAGCAUCAGAAGUUUCCAGACCCAGACAUUUUUACAGUUGGUAGCCACAGCAGGGCAUGUCCAGGGUUCUGUACGACCGCACGUUGAUCAGUGCGGACUUCUUAUUCCAAUGAAAGAUCCCCCCUCCCCAUAUCGAAACAAAGUUUCUGAUGCUGGAUUUGCGUACACAAAUCCGAUUUGUCUUGCUGACGAGGACUGCAGACUCAUAUCAAGCCUGAGUAGACAGGUUUUGGCCUAGGCACUCAGCAUGAGAGACGUCUACGCUGUAGGGACGCAGCAUGACAAACCGCCUGUAGAAUGCGGCAGAUGCUGUAGAGUUGCCCUCAUGCAACACAGAGACGAUUUGUGGCCACAAAUCAGCAACGCAAAUGUUCGGCAACAUACCUUUUCAAUAUGGGGAGGGGGGAUUUUUCCUCUCAAUACUUCUGGCCGCUGUGGAAGUUGGUCGCCAAUGUCGAGCGUACCGGAGCGGUGACCCGCAACUACAACAAAAUGUUGCCGCUGCAACGAAUCCAAAAUUUGCGAACGAUGCAAGAACGCAGCGGCGAAGUAGGUGUAAGCACAAAAGCAGAGAAAACAAGCAGUCCGGACCACGGCUCAGAAGUAGAGAUGAAACCAGCCCCAGAGGACGCCACAGCAAUUUCCGCGCCCCUGCAGCACGUCGCGUUCUCUGGCAACAAAGAGCAAGUGCCCGGCAUGGUGGCGAGUUUCGAGAGUUUGGUGAGGAAUGCCAAAAACCCAGAAAAACUGGUCAUACAUUUCUUUCUAGCGCGGGAAGAGGUGCCGAUUUUCCUGAAUGUGCUCGCCUGUAGUUUCAAGGAGGUGUUCCACGUGCUACUACCGUCCAAGCAAUCAGGUGCACUUACCGGCGUUUCCAGCAGCGAUAGAUCACCAGAAGGAAAUCGAAGUUCAUCCACCGUGACCGGCGUGGUAGAUGAAAGACAGCACUACACCUCCACUUCUCUGCCCUCAGCAGAGCAGAAGUACCAACCCGUAGGUGCGAGCGAGAAUGACGCGGUCUCUCUACGGUCGCUUUUGUUGGAGCACGGCGCUUUGGGCAGUGUUUCUACAACUCCUUCAAACAGCACUGAUUCAACAUCGGGUGCUAGUACUGCGCCAGCAGCCCCGAGGACAAAUGACUUCCUCGACGUUGUGGAUAUGAAGGUGCUGACCACCUUUCUGAAGGACUACGCACGUGUAACUGAGGUUCUGACCGCCUUCGCCACGUUUGUGCUGCACGGCACGGCGCGACUGAAGUUGCACCUGUUUAACGCGACGGACUUGAGCGAAUACGUCUCGGACGACGCCCAUUCCAGCAACCACGGCAAUUUGACCGCGCCCCACAACUACAUCCGGUUUUCCCUCGCGCGCAGGUUGGAGAAGGUGCAUUUAAUGGGCAUAGUACAACAGCAACAGCAACAGCAACAAGCGGUUCCCGCCUUCAAAAUCACGACCUGGUCAGUAGCCGUGGUCCACCAGGUCGAUGUUGUUCUGUACCUGGACCUGGAUCUCAUCGUCGCUGGGGACGUAGGGUCACUCUUCGCCGAGCUGCAGCGCGCGAAUUUUCUCAAGAGUUUUCCGAUCGCGGCGGUGCCGCGGCCGAACCCGUUGUCCACCUUUUUGUACAACUGGGACCAGCAGAAGGCCGGGCAGUGGCAGCCCAUCUUCUCGACGCCCAGUUUCAACGCGGGUGUGAUGGUGUUCAACCUGCAAAUGUGGCGGUCCGAAAAGCUGGAGGAAAAGCUCCGGGACCAUGUUUUCCGUCCGGCGUUGCGUCUCGGCCGCUUCUGGAAGUUGGGCAGCCAGCCUCCGCUGCUGGCCUGGUUUCUGGACUCCUUUUCCAAUCCGACCAGUCGGAAUUACUAUGAAGCGGGGGUGUCCAAGUCCACCACCUCUCGCAGUCGGAACGUGCUUUUCCUUUCCCCCGAGUGGAACGUCGAAGGGCUGGGCCACCACUGCCAGUCCAGCUUUUACGACAAGGCGCAGUGUCUGACGGAGAUGCAAAAAAAGGUAAAGUCCGGCAAAAUCCUGCACUGGACUGGGCCGAACAAACCGUGGAUUUACGUGGACGAAAAGGACGACUUCAACAGCAAAUUCCUCAUUUCGGACGUUUUAGAGCCGAACAAAGACGGCGACGCAAACGCAGACCACGACACCUACAAAAAGAUCUGGCAAAAGUACGCAAGACAUUGCUGGUAUUAAUUCCGUUCUGCACAAAUGCGAAUGUCGACAAAAAGUAUAGAUAUGGAACGUAAACCUAAACGCGCAAAAGAAGAGCGACUUCUGGUUAAGACAAGAGGGAGACGCGCCUUGGUGGCCGGAUUUUUUCUGAACGCGGACUAAGCCGAAGCCACCGUCGUCCUUGUUCGACGGGAUAUGUUCAGUCGGG